Molecule: messenger RNA, 1647 nt
Organism: Dama dama (fallow deer)
Lineage: Eukaryota; Metazoa; Chordata; Mammalia; Artiodactyla; Cervidae
Product: zinc finger protein OZF-like
Biological process (GO): regulation of transcription by RNA polymerase II
Molecular function (GO): DNA-binding transcription factor activity; RNA polymerase II cis-regulatory region sequence-specific DNA binding
Source: RefSeq, a predicted model, not a curated record
AUGAGUCAGACCUUAAGUAAGACCUCCAGCUCCAAUAAUUACACAAUUAUUUAUGAUGGAGUGAAGGUCUAUUCAUGCAAUGAAACUGGGCAUAACUUUGAACAAGACUCAAACUUUAUGGAACAUCAGGGAGCUCAGUCUUCACACAAGGAUUCUAAAAGUAGUAAAUGUAAGAAUAUCUUUUAUCAAGCAUCAGAUCUUUCUCUAAAUAAGAGUAUCCAUAGUGGAGAGAAAACUUACAAUUGUAGUGAAUAUGGUAAAGUUUCUAAUCAGUCUUCAAAUCUGAUUAAACAGCAGAGAAUUCAGAAUCCACAGAAACAUUACAAGUGUAAUAAAUGUGGGAAAGUCUUCAGUAACUCAUCUAAUAUAAGUAAACACAGGAAGACACGUUCAGGAAGCAAACCUUUCAAGUGUACAGUAUGUGCCAAAGCCUUUCAUCAGAGUUCAAAUCUUAGUCAACAUUGGCAAAUCCAUACUGGCAGGAAACCUUAUAAAUGUAGGGAAUGUGGCAAAGUGUUUAUCUAUUUCUCAACUCUUAGUCAACAUCAGCAAAUUCACAUUGGGGAGAAACCUUAUAAAUGUGCAAAGUGUGGCAAAGCCUUUAAUCAGAACUCAAGUCUUACUCGACACCAGCGAAUUCAUACUGGAGAGAAACCUUAUAAAUGUAAGGAUUGUGGCAAAGCCUUUAGCCGGCGCAAUGGUCUUACUCAACACCAGCGAAUUCAUACUGGAGAGAGACCUUAUAAAUGUAAAGAAUGUGGGAAAGCCUUCAAUAAAAACUCAAAUCUUACUCAACACCAGCAAAUUCAUACUGGAGUGAAACCUUAUAAACGUAAGGAUUGUGGCAAAGCCUUUAGCCAGCGCUAUGGCUUUACUCAACAUCAGUUAAUUCAUACUGGAGAGAAACCUUAUAAAUGUAAAGAAUGUGGAAAAGCCUUUAGUCAAUACUCAAAUCUUACUCAACACCAGCGAAUUCAUACUGGAGUGAAACCUUAUAAAUGUAAGGAUUGUGGCAAAGCCUUUAGACAGCGCUAUGGCUUUACUCAACAUCAGUUAAUUCAUACUGGAGAGAAACUUUAUAAAUGUAAAGAAUGUGGAAAAGCCUUUAGUCAAUACUCAAAUCUUACUAAACACCAGCAAAUUCAUACUGGAAAGAAGCCUUAUAAAUGUAAGGAUUGUGGCAAAGACAUUAGCCAGGGCUCAGGCUGUAUGUACCAUCAGAGAGUUCAUACUGGAGAGAAGCCUUAUAAAUGUAAGGAUUGUGGCAAAGGCUUUAGCCGGCACUCAGGUCUUACUUGCCAUCAGAGAAUUCACACUGGAGAGAAACCUUAUAAAUGUCAAAAAUGUGGAAAAGACUUUAGUCAACGCUCUACUCUUACUCAACACCAGUGAAUUCAUACUGGAGAGAAGCCUUAUAAAUGUAAGGAUUGUGGCAAAGGCUUUAGGCACCACACAGGUCUUACUCGCCAUCAGAGAAUUCACACUGGAGAGAAACUAAAAGAAUGUGGAAAAGCUUUCAGUCACUAUGCAACUCUUACUAAACACGAGCGAAUUCAUACUGAAGAGAAGCCUUAUACAUGUAAGGAUUGUGACAAAGACUUUAACCCAGCACAUUGGUCUUACUUACCAUCAGAUAAUUCAUACUGA